AUGAAUAAUCGUUUAUCUCAAUUAAGUCUUGAUCGCAAUGGUGAUCGUGAACAUUUAUCUGAUAUUGAAAGUCAAACAGAUCCCGAUGGUGGUCAAAGUGAAGCUGAUAAAGAAGUAAUUCGUCAAAUAUUUGAUAUAUCUCAUGCAUUAGAAACAUUUGAUGAUUAUAAAGAAAUAAAAGAAUGGAUUAAUCAAGAUACAACAUUAUUUGUUUAUUCACAAAAAGAUAAAAUAUUAUCAAUAAUUGAAACAAAUUCUAUAACAAUUAUUCAAGGAAAUAUUGGAUCAAGAAAAUCUACACAAAUUCCACAAUAUAUAUAUUAG
Molecule: messenger RNA, 324 nt
Organism: Rotaria sordida
Lineage: Eukaryota; Metazoa; Rotifera; Eurotatoria; Philodinida; Philodinidae
Source: the annotation of a GenBank genome assembly